Messenger RNA from Triticum turgidum subsp. durum (durum wheat), 657 nucleotides. Lineage: Eukaryota; Viridiplantae; Streptophyta; Magnoliopsida; Poales; Poaceae. The record is from the annotation of a GenBank genome assembly.
AUGAGCGCUUCUCGGUUCAUCAAGUGCGUGACGGUGGGGGACGGCGCCGUCGGCAAGACUUGCCUCCUCAUCUCCUACACAUCCAACACCUUCCCCACCGACUAUGUCCCAACAGUCUUCGACAACUUCAGCGCUAACGUCGUGGUUGACGGGAGCACCGUCAACCUCGGAUUAUGGGAUACUGCAGGACAAGAGGACUAUAAUAGACUACGCCCACUAAGCUACCGAGGUGCCGAUGUCUUCCUGCUCGCCUUCUCUCUUAUCAGCAAAGCAAGCUACGAGAAUAUACUUGUGUUAAUUCGAAAACUUGAGAUCCUUAUAAUUAAUGUUGAAUUCCCUGGUGUGAAAUUAAGACUUGAUAUGAUGAUAUUCGGGUUAUCUCUGAUAAAGUCCAUAUUCUUUGGCUCAAGUCCAAUAUACCGAGAUCUGCGGGAUGACGAGCAGUUUUUCGUGGAUCACCCUGGAGCUGUUCCUAUUUCCACCGCUCAGGGUGAAGAGCUGAAGAAGGUAAUUGGCGCGACGACCUACGUCGAGUGCAGCUCAAAAACACAGCAGAACAUCAAGGCGGUGUUUGAUGCGGCGAUCAAGGUGGUUCUCCAGCCUCCGAAGCAGAAGCGGAAGAAGAGGAAGUCGCAGAAAGGAUGCAGCAUCUUGUAA